Colletotrichum lupini is the source of this 933-nucleotide messenger RNA. Its product is annotated as MFS pantothenate transporter. The transcript has 7 exons. Gene Ontology annotation, cellular component: plasma membrane. Gene Ontology annotation, molecular function: pantothenate transmembrane transporter activity. Lineage: Eukaryota; Fungi; Ascomycota; Sordariomycetes; Glomerellales; Glomerellaceae. Gene Ontology annotation, biological process: pantothenate import across plasma membrane. Bases 1 to 933 code for a protein of 310 amino acids. The record is from RefSeq and is a predicted model, not a curated record.
AUGGGGUUCUUCUCAUCAUUGAGAAAGCACUUCAAGGGUGCUUCAACUCCAUUGGAGAGGAAACUUGUUCUCAAGUUGGACUUCUUCAUUCUUACUUUCUGCUGUUUAGCAUAUUUCAUGAAUUAUCUCGACAGAGCCAGCAUAACCCAAGCAUAUGUUUCUGGAAUGCGAGAGGACUUGGGCUUCAAAGGUGCUCAACUGACUGUCGUAACGACUCUUUAUGCGACAGCGUAUCUCAUAGGCAUUGUCCCCAACAAUUUGCUCUUGACUUAUUUUAAGCCUCGAAACUUCUUCCCCUUUAUGAUCACAACCUGGGCAGGAAUUACUAUGCUAAACGCGGUGGCGAAGACUCCGCAGCACCUCAUGGCUAUCCGAAUCUUCCAAGGGUACUUUGAAUCAUGCAUCUUCGCCGGAACCCAGUACAUUCUGGGAUCAUGGUAUACUAAGAAGGAGCUUGGCCAGCGCACAGGAUUCUUCACCGCCAGUGGUCUAGCUGGUGAUAUUUGGGGUAGGCGGUGGCUGUCGGGAUACUACGUCUCCUUCACGGCUAUUGCUAAUGCCGCAAUCAUUCUCGCGCCAACUUCGACGGCAGCCAAAUUUGGGGCCUACUACUGGGCUGGCUCGAUCUAUUGCAUCCAAGCCACUUUCUUUGCGUGGGCCAAUGACUCGAUGCGAAAUGAAUCACCGAGACUACGAUCAGCCGAUGACGCUCCAGAGUUCAAGAAAGGAAUGAUUGUCAUGAUUGCUGUAGGAACGACCAUGGCGAUUUGGGUCACCGUUCUUAUUCUAGUCGAAAAGCGGCGAGCCAAGACGGAGCUUCAAGUCAUCGAGGCUGUUGUGGAAGAGCAAAGUCUGGGGUCAGAAGGGCCUACGAAGCUUGACUCUGCUAAGUUGGAUAACCAAGUUUCCGAUGUUAAACCGACUUUACACUGA